Molecule: messenger RNA, 1668 nt
Organism: Somion occarium
Lineage: Eukaryota; Fungi; Basidiomycota; Agaricomycetes; Polyporales; Cerrenaceae
Source: the annotation of a GenBank genome assembly
CUUGCGCACGCGUACUUCAUAGAAGGAUGAACGAGAGUGGCCCCUAGUACCGGAGCUUCCCGAUCUCGUUGCGCUUCUCGAAUCAUCGUAUAAGACACUCCGUCACUUGUAUCCGGUUUCAAAGGAUAUUCAUCUGAAGAGUGUCUUGAGGUAUAAGGCAUACGGAAACAAGUGAAUGCGAUAGCGUAACAAACCUAGGCUGAAUCUAAGACUCGGAAAAUCCCAAUUAACACGGCCUGUCACGUUGUGACAACACGCGUCUUCAGGACGCGUCCGACGUGCAUUCUUGUUUAUCAAUAACCCCCACCUUAAAUCCAUCAUCUCAUUCUCUAUACAGAGUCCGAAGAUGCUUCCCACACCACUUCAUUCAAUAUCUAACUCUCCUCUUUCCCGAUCUUCUUUUACUCCGCUUAAAGGCACUUUGAAGCAGCACUCUAUCGAACGUCACCAAGAAACCUCUGAUAGCGCGAACACCGCGUCCUUCCCUCACAGUUGUGCAUCAUGUAAAACAGUGUUAGCCGAGGGCACGACAUUUAAAUGGUGUCUUGAUUGUGUCGUGCAUGAGGCGAAGAGGAUGCAGGAGAACAGAGACGCGUCGCGGCGGAGGAGGGCAAAACUUCGGGCUAGCAGUUCUAAUUUAAGCAGUCAGCAUGAGUUGAUGCAGGUGGACCCUAUGCCAAAAGCUCGAUCUACGUUUUCGACUGCUUCUUUAGUGAAGGGGAACAAAGAAGGGAUUACAAGCGUUUUAGGCAAACGCAAAUUGGAGGUGGAUGUAGAUCCAAGCAGCAGUGCACCUCCAUCUAUCCCGCCACAGACACAUGCAUGUCAAGAGUAUCAAACUAGUGCCGACCUCUUCGCGGCCAUCUCAUACAAUACCAAGACUAUCUCAUUCACUACCCGAUUCCUUGAAGGAAACACCUCAGGGUCGUCUUCGAUACCUCCACCUCGAGACAAAUGGGCUUUUAACGCGUCAUACACCGUCAUUGCAGACCCUACCGUAACGCGGUUGCGGCGUAUGGAAAUGGUCCUCAGAGAGUUCAAGAAGGCGAUAUCACUCCCCUUCAGAUUGCCAGGACGUAUAGAAGCUUCCAAAGGCUCUGACCUCCUCAUAAAGGUCUUUCCAUGCCAAUGUACCCAGGGCCGCCAAGCCGCGCCAUCCACAUCUCCUGUUCCCACUCUAUCUGCAACUUCAUCUUCUUCGUUUUUCCCCAUGCAGCCCUCUGCUUCGAAUUCCAAGUCAGCUGAGAUGCAUACAUCCGAUAUGAAGCCUAAACCUACGCUCAAAAAGACGCAGAGUACACUGUCGAAUUGGUUCGUCAGUACAGGCGUCAAAGGAAAGGCGACCGCUCAAACGAGUUCCGCUAGCACUGUGAAUAUCGAGGAGAAAGUAUGCACUGGGUUCGUGAGGAUUGCAGUAGCGACAGAUACUUCGCAUAGGCUGGGACGCAAGUUGAAGGGUCAGAAGAUUAUUAUAUGCUUUGAACACCCUGAUGGUGGCACUCUCGUGCCAUAAAGGAGUUCUAGAGGAACGGGGAACGUAGGCGGAAACCAUACAAUAACAGGUUGCUUAUUUUCUUGGCGCAUCGUUGAUACAUUUUUGUUGCUUUUCAUACCUCAUCUUUAAUAACCAACCACUGAAUACCUGCCUGCUAAUGGCAGGACUAGCCA